Messenger RNA from Parathielavia appendiculata, 441 nucleotides. RefSeq lists its product as uncharacterized. Bases 1 to 441 code for a protein of 146 amino acids. The transcript is spliced from 3 exons. NCBI's taxonomy places the organism in Eukaryota, Fungi, Ascomycota, Sordariomycetes, Sordariales, Chaetomiaceae. The record is from RefSeq and is a predicted model, not a curated record.
AUGCUUCACGCGCAGUGGCGAGUGUCAUACGACGAAAGACUACUGCUCUGUCCUAAAGAGAGGUUUCGAGGUGUCCUUGACAUCGGCACCGGUACUGGCAUAUGGGCCAUAGAGUUUGCUGAUGAGGAUCCACAUCUGGAACCCGGCGGGUAUUUCGAGGUCAAGGACAUCCUCCUUACGCCCAAGUGCGAUGACGGCACUCUCGAGGAGAUGCUUGUUGAAGCGGGCUUUACGCGUGUCGAUGAUGUUGAACAGAAGUGGCCUACGAAGGGCUGGGCAGAAGGCCCCCAAUUGAGGGAGCUCGGGCUCUGGUCUCAAUUCACCUUUGGGAGAGAGCUUGAAACUAUUUCUAAGGCUUUGCUUAUACACGGCCUGGGUUGGCACCCUGAAAAAGUAUCUGUCCUAUGUGCUUUGGUCCGCAAAGAAUUCAAGAACCUCUAG